This is a messenger RNA of Alternaria postmessia, 1407 nucleotides long. RefSeq lists its product as uncharacterized. Gene Ontology annotation, molecular function: oxidoreductase activity. NCBI's taxonomy places the organism in Eukaryota, Fungi, Ascomycota, Dothideomycetes, Pleosporales, Pleosporaceae. The record is from RefSeq and is a predicted model, not a curated record. The coding region runs from base 1 to 1407 and encodes 468 amino acids. Gene Ontology annotation, cellular component: cytoplasm. The transcript is spliced from 4 exons.
AUGUCUUUUCCUAGUACUGACGUUAAACCUUUCCCGGUGGCGGAUGCUGUUCCCUCCUAUUGGAGGAAACAAGUCGGGCCCAUCGACAACCAUCGCAGCACUGAACAUCUUCCCGCGCAGGCUGAUGUUGUAAUCAUUGGUGCGGGAUAUGCUGGAGCAUCGAUUGUGCAUCACAUAAUCGAAGAGUGUAUGCGUUGCGACCGCCCAAUUCCAUCAAUACUUAUCCUUGAGGCACGUGAGGCCUGCUCUGGCGCCACCGGACGUAAUGGCGGUCAUUUAAAACCAGAUCCUUUGUCAAGAGCGGCCAGCGUACUGGAGACGCACGGGAAAGCGGUCGCGGAGCACGUGGCUACAUUCGAGGCUCGCCAGGUCGACGCAAUCAAAGAACUUGUUCGGCGUGAACAUUGUGAUUGUGACUUCGAAGAGACCAGGGUUACAGACGUCUGCUUUUAUGAAGCAGGCCGCGAUAAAAUCAGAGCUGACAUCGCGAAAAUCGCUAAAGCGGAUAUCUCAACUGCGAAAGGGAUAAAGUUUACUUCGGGCAGCGAAGCAGAAGAGGUUUCUGGCGUUUGGGGUGCAAAAUCUUGCCAUACAUAUAAUGCCGCUCGCCUGUGGCCUUACCGACUUGUGGCACACUUGCUAGAAAAAGCGGUGUCUAUGGGCGUCAACUUGCAAACAAAUACCCCAGUAUCGUCCGUCUCGGCAGCCGAUGAAAGCACAAAAGAUCGUUGGGUCGUGAACACAUCGCGUGGCUCCGUCGAGACCAGCACUCUCGUUUAUGCUACGAACGGAUACACGUCUGCUCUCGUACCGGAGAUGAAGGAAAAAGUCGUCCCAGUGAGAGGCAUAGUAGCACGCUUGGCGGGCGAGAACGCACCAAAGAUGACUGAUAGUUAUAUGAUGCGGUUUUCCGACUACGAGUACGACUAUAUGAUUCCUCGACCGGACGGAAGUAUCGUCGUUGGUGGCGGAAGGCGCGACUACUACAAAGACUUGGACGAAUGGUUUGAUGUAUCCGACGACAGCAGACUGAUGGAUGGCGCGCGGAAUUACUUUGACGGCUACAUGCAACGGCAUUUCCGUGGAUGGGAGAACAGCGAUGUACGCACAGAAGAUGUCUGGACUGGAAUUAUGGGCUAUUCUAACGACGGGUUCCCUUAUGUUGGACCAAUUUGCGGAAAACCCGGCCAGUAUAUGUGUGCAGGAUUCAGUGGGCACGGUAUGCCGCAGAUCUUCUUCUGCGCAAAAGCCGUCGCUUCCAUGGUCAUCACGGGCGAUGCAGAUGAUGUGGAUCUCCCUGUGCCGUACCGCAUCACCAGGAGUAGAUGGUAUCAACCCAAAGAACAUGUGUCUCUCAAGAUGUGGCAACAGAUUGCGGAAAGCCAGCCUGCUCAAGCACGGUUGUGA